GAUUUCGUGGCUAUUUGAGCGACGUUCAAAGAUGCUUCUCGUGUUAUGCGCGCUGUCGGUGGUGGUCGUGGCAGAGGAGACGCACUGUGAUGGCACGCCCGACCGAUUGUGUGACGUGAAACCUGAGGCAGUCUACUACAAGGAGCCACCGAUCACAGAUUCAGAGGUGUCGUACAAUCAGUUGAAGACUAUGUUUCCCAGCAGCAGUAUUCAACUGUUUGACGUCCGCAAUCCAGAUGAGUUUGAGGCUGGACAUAUUCCUGGCUCCACCAAUGUCCCACUUGGGGAACUCCAGGAGGCUCUGAGACUGAGCUCAGACCAGUUCAAACAGAGGUUUGGAGUACGUGCCCCUCAUAAGGAGGAUAGCAGCAUUGUGGUCUACUGCCAGAGAGGUAGACGGAGUGCUACUGCACUUGACAUAAUGUGGGCUCUGGGAUUCAGCAGAGCUCGUCACUAUGCUGGAGGAUACAGUGACUGGGUCCAGCGUGAAGAGCAGUGAGGUGUUUAAAUUGCUGCAGGGCCAUUCUGUGUGUUUGAAUUCUGCUUAUUG
This is a messenger RNA of Salmo salar (Atlantic salmon), 550 nucleotides long. RefSeq names its product thiosulfate:glutathione sulfurtransferase. NCBI's taxonomy places the organism in Eukaryota, Metazoa, Chordata, Actinopteri, Salmoniformes, Salmonidae. The record is from RefSeq and is a predicted model, not a curated record.